Molecule: messenger RNA, 927 nt
Organism: Ascochyta rabiei
Lineage: Eukaryota; Fungi; Ascomycota; Dothideomycetes; Pleosporales; Didymellaceae
Product: Tlg2-vesicle protein
Exons: 4
Coding region: 1-927 (308 amino acids)
Source: RefSeq, a predicted model, not a curated record
AUGUGGUUUCGUAAGAAGGAGAGCGACAUUGAGAUGUCGGGGUUACAGGGGCAAAAACAUUAUCAGGGUCGUCCAGAAGAGACAGAGUACCGACCUUUGAAUUGGAAGAAGAUCUUUCUCUCACCAAAGUACAUACCAUGGCACAUCUUGGGACUAGCCAUCCUCAUUGCGACUGUACUACUAACAUUGUACCAUGAUGAGGUCGUUGAUACCCUCCGCCCCUUUUCAGAGAAGGUCCGUGACCUCGGACCAGCAGGAUGGCUGAUCCCCGUCGUCAUCCUAGUCGUCAUAUCGUUUCCGCCACUUUUUGGUCACGAGAUUAUCGCUUUGUUGUGCGGUGUCGUUUACGGACUAUGGGUUGGUUUCGCUCUUGUCGCAGCAGGCACAUUCCUCGGUGAAGUUGGCACUUGGUUUGCAUUCAAGUAUCUCUUCCGCCGCAAAGCGCUCAACCUCGAGCGCACAAACCUCAACUACGGCGCCAUGGCGCGCCUGACCCGCGACGGAGGCUUUUUCAUCGUUCUGAUAAUCCGACUCUCCGCAAUCCCAGCGCAUUUCUCGACCGCCGUUUUCUCAACCUGCGAUGUCAAGUUCUGGCAUUUUAUCGUCGCCACCUUGCUCUCGCUGCCGAAGCAAAUCUUUCUCGUGUACUUGGGCGUACUCCUUGUGCAGAAGGACAACGACGGCAUGGUCAAGACUAUCAUGUUCGGUGCUGUGUUCUUGAUCACGAUUGCAAUGGGGGCGUGGAUCUGGGUCAAAAUGGCCAAGAUCAAGAAGGUGCUACUCGAAGAACAGGAGCAGAGGCGUGUGAAGAGUAUGGAAAGCCAGGUGAACCUUGUGCCGGAUGUGAAGAGCGCGUUCGAAAUGCGCUACGAUGAUGAGCCAGCUGAGUUUACCGUGCAACCAACGCAGCCGACAAAGAUGGUAUGA